Molecule: messenger RNA, 375 nt
Organism: Oppiella nova
Lineage: Eukaryota; Metazoa; Arthropoda; Arachnida; Sarcoptiformes; Oppiidae
Source: the annotation of a GenBank genome assembly
AAACAGUUGGACGCAGCCAUCCAUGUAUUGCCCUCUUCUGACCUCAAGGCCUCCACUCAUAAGACUCGCAAAAGAGUCAUCAAAACUGAAGUGACAGACGCUAUGAAUCCAGUUUCGCCCAAAAGAUCGGCUAAAUUGAAGUGCACUUUCUGUGACCGGAGUUUUAAUAAGAAUUUUGAUUUACAACAACAUAUCCGAUGCCAUACGGGAGAGAAACCUUUCCAAUGCAUUGUCUGCGGCAGAGCUUUCGCACAAAAAAGUAAUGUCAAAAAACAUAUGCAAACACACAAAGUAUGGCCGGACGGGUUGGCCCAUACACUACCACCACAAGCGUCUAUGGAUAUGCUUAAAGACAACAGCAAUGAUGACAGUCUU